UUUCUUUUUCUUUUUUUCUUUUUAAUCAAGAUGAAAGAUCAAUCGAAUGAAUUAAAACAGAAUUUGACAUUAGAUAUAAUCAAUGAUGACUCUUAUUGUAUUUUUAAAUCCUUAAAUUAUCCUCACAUCAAACCACUCUUUCAUGACGAAUUAAUCAAAAAUACAACAACUACUACUAAUAGCACCUCACCGCCCACACAUUUGACUACGGCCGCUGCCUUUUUAUCUAACCUCAUAGUGUCAUCGAGUGGCGAGAAGAACAAUAGGAUUCAUGAUUACACUCUUGGCCCCGUUAUAGGUUACGGAGGAUUUUCUGUAGUACACAAGGCCUGUCAUUACCUCAUGCCACAUCAGAUUAAAGCAGUUAAAGUGGUCACAAAGACGUGUAUGUCAGAAACAGAUAUUAUCAGAUUCAACCGCGAACUCACCAUUUGGAAAUCUCUUUGUCAUCCGCGUGUGGUCAAUCUGUUGAAAGUCAUCAAGAAGAAACAAAGCUAUUGUCUCAUAUGCGAUUACUGUCCAGGUGGUACACUGCUUCAAUUCCUAAACAAGCAUAAGCUUCUCGAACAAGACGCCAAAAGAAUAUUUAAAGAGCUCUGUCAAGCUGUUCACUACUUGCAUAUUGACCGAAAAGUAUGCCAUAAGGACCUGAAGCUGGAAAAUGUACUGAUCGACGAAAACGGGCACAUCAAACUAUGCGACUUUGGUCUCGCUCUUUAUCUCUCUCAUAAACCUUGUUCAAAAAGAUUCAAACAGCAAGAAACCGCAGGCGGUUCUCUGGCUUACAUUGCACCAGAGCAACUCACCGCCUCUGUUUCACUUGCCUGUCCAAAGACAGAUAUCUGGUCACUCGGAGUCAUCCUGUACGCUCUAGUCGUCGGUCAAUUGCCCUUCAUGGACACUUUUGAUCUCAGACUUGUUCAAAAGAUCCAGCAAGGUGCAUUUGAAAUGCCAGACGAUCUAUCAGAGCCACUGCAGCGCUUGAUCCGAGCUUGCUUGAAUAAGGAUCCAGACGAGAGGCCAAGCAUAGACCAGAUCCUCAAAUCGUCUUGGCUAAUGUAAUACACAAUAAAGGACCC
This is a messenger RNA of Rhizopus microsporus ATCC 52813, 1079 nucleotides long. RefSeq names its product kinase-like protein. Bases 31 to 1062 code for a protein of 343 amino acids. Gene Ontology annotation, molecular function: ATP binding; protein serine/threonine kinase activity; tau-protein kinase activity. Gene Ontology annotation, cellular component: cytoplasm. The record is from RefSeq and is a predicted model, not a curated record. The transcript has a single exon. NCBI's taxonomy places the organism in Eukaryota, Fungi, Mucoromycota, Mucoromycetes, Mucorales, Rhizopodaceae. Gene Ontology annotation, biological process: intracellular signal transduction; protein phosphorylation; microtubule cytoskeleton organization.